Megalobrama amblycephala (Wuchang bream) is the source of this 2869-nucleotide messenger RNA. RefSeq names its product macrophage mannose receptor 1-like. Bases 1333 to 2427 code for a protein of 364 amino acids. Lineage: Eukaryota; Metazoa; Chordata; Actinopteri; Cypriniformes; Xenocyprididae. The transcript is spliced from 5 exons. The record is from RefSeq and is a predicted model, not a curated record.
GCUGCAGUUCACGCUCACGCACUGCUAACACGACGCUCACGUGCCGCUGACGCGUGCGGUGUGAACCAGCCAGGUGUAAAACUUGGAGAUUGGAGAUGGCUGGAUUGAAUUUAGAAUUGGUUGUAAUUUCAGAAACUCUGAGGAAUCCAAAAAAGACCAGGGUAAACAUAGCAUCCAGGGUUCUUGCUGUAUCGGGGGGCAUGUGACCAGAACGCAGGAAGGUCAGGGAUUUAGCUAAAAGAUCAAUGCUUAGAGGUUGCCUAGAAACGGGAUGAGUGGGGAUGGUUUUUUGAAUGCCUUUGAUAAGGAGUGUGAUCUGACGGUUUGUUAUGGCAGGACAUGGAUGGUCGCAAACAGCUGGGGGGCGCCAGUGAGAGCCCCCGCCCCACCAAGAGAUUUUUUAAAUGUAUUGUAUUACUAUUAUUAUUUCGUACUUUUGCUGUUUCGAGGCAUUAUGAUUAGGCUACUUGCAAUUACCUGAGUGACAAGUCUCCCUGGUGAUAGUGGCCGCUGCUGUUAGGAAGAGAAUAGAGAAAUGAGAUGUAGAAGGUGGCAGGGAACGUCGUCAUCUGUGUUUACCUGGAUUAAGUGUAAAUUAUGCUGUAAUAGUGCAGUGGAAGGCACAGACAGACAGGCAUUGUGAUUUGGGUGUGUAGAUUAUGAGAAUCUGUCUGUUUAUGCUGGAGAGUUUUAUAUUAAUGGUACAAACAAUCAUGACAGGUGCACUCAACACAUUUUUGGAGAACCACAAGGCAAAUGCUACUGUAGGAAGAGAAGCUAAAAAUUAUAGAACGCAAAUGAGUGGUGUAUUGCUAUUGAACACAUUUUUGCUGUAGUCUUUUUUUCCUCUGCACAUUUCAGUUGUUGGCCAUUAUAUUUUUGUUACACAGCACUCAUGACACAAUAAAGAAAUAUUGUGUUAAUGUAGACACAAAGUGCAUCUUAAAUAUUGUGUUGUGUUACACGUGCUAUUACUCACUGACAGUAACAAAGCUGAAAAAACAUGGAAAGAAAUGAGUAAAAAUAAAAUGCAAAUGCUGAGGUGGAUUUUUUCUGUGAAACCUCUAUGGAAAUACAAUAUACAUACGAACUCUCUAGCACAUUCAAAUUAACACACUUCCAAAGAAUUACAGCAACAAAAAUCUGAGAAAUGACGUGGACAAAUGAGGAAGAGAAAAAUGAAAAAGGUUUUUGUGUUUUUUUAAGAGUGAAAUAAACAAAUGAUGUGAUGUACUGAAUGAGAGCAUAUAUAAUAAUCACUUUGUUUAAAGACGGACAGAAACAUCAGACUCAGGACAGAAACACACGACCUCUAGAAUUUCUUCUUCAGAAAUGGAGCAAACUCUAUAUUUGAUUCUUCUUCUCAUUGCUCUCUGCUCCGUAUCUGAAUGUGUUCAGCGUCAGUAUCACUUUAUAAACGUGACGAAGACCAUGACUGAAGCUUGGAGAUACUGCAGAGAGAAUUACAAAGAUCUGGCCACCGUUGACAACAUGAACGACAUGAACGAGCUGAAGAAGAGUUUGAAUGAUGAACGUGUCUGGAUUGGGCUGCAGAAGACGGGUGUUGAUAAAUGGCAGUGGUCUUCAGGUGAUCCUGCGCUCUAUCUGAACUGGGCUCCUACACAACCUGAUGGCAGAGAUGAGUGUGCUAUGAUAAGAAAUGGACAAUGGGGAGAUUUUCCAUGCAGUAAUACCCGGUAUUUCAUCUGCAACAACACGAACACAGGAUUCGUCUUUGUCAAUCAGACGAAGAACUGGAGAGACGCUCAGAGCUACUGCAGACAGAAUCACACUGAUCUGGUCAGUGUGAGGAACCAGAAUGAGAAUCAACAGCUUCAGAAGUUCAUCAAUGAUAAUCACAUAUCUGGUGAUGUCUGGAUCGGUCUGUUCAGAGACUCAUGGCAGUGGUCAGAUCAGAGUAACUCCUCUUUCAGAUACUGGAGGGCUGGUGAACCUAAUAAUAAUGGAGGUGGUGAAAAUUGUGUCAUAAUCAAGCAGUCAUCUCUGGGACAAUGGCAUGACAUGUAUUGCUCGAACCAAUUUCCUUUUGUGUGUUAUGAAGAUAAACUGAUCCUGGUCAAAGAGAAUCUGACGUGGCCUGAAGCUCUGAGAUACUGCAGACAGAAUCAUGUGAAUCUGGUCUCGGUUCAUUCAGAAGAGAUUCAGCGUCGUGUGAUGAAUGUGGUUAAACAGGCGUCUACUGAGGCGGUGUGGUUGGGUUUACACAAUUACUGCAGUAUGAACAUGUGGCUCUGGUUGAGCGGAGAGAUCGUGUGCUAUCAGAACUGGGCUCCAGGGAACGGAGUAGAACCGGAAGACUGUCGCCUCGAGAAGAGAAAAGGAGCAGUUCAGUCUGGAGGAGAUCAGCGCUGGAUCAGCCUUCCUGAAACUCGCAAACUCAACUUCAUCUGCAGAAAUGAUGAGUGAAUGUUUGUGUGUUUACUUACAUUCACUGUUUUCAUUCUUCAUUUUUUCUCUUAUUUACUUGUAUUUGUUUUAGUAAGUUCUGAGUGAAUCUGCUAACUGCUAAAUUUUAAUCAUCAUGGCAUAAUGUGAUCUUUUUAAAAUGUUUUAACAUUAAUGUUUAAUAUUCUUUAGAUGCUAAGUGUGUUUUGUAAAUCUCUCUGUAUAUCUGGUGUGGUUACGUCUCUAUGUUUUCACUAAUCUUAUCUAUAUCAAUAACUGGUUGAAUGUGAAUCUGUGAGCAGCAGCUCUUCAGAAUAAUAUUGUUUGUGUCUCAGAAUGAAAUCUGGUUUAUUCUUAAAAAAGCUGAAGUGAAGUUUGGAUAUAAAAUAUCUUGUGUUUGAUCAAAGCCAUCAGAUAAACGUGAAACAGAACAUCAGCUGAAAUAAACUCAUCUACAGCCAGU